This is a messenger RNA of Dunckerocampus dactyliophorus (ringed pipefish), 5385 nucleotides long. It is a transcript of the gene taok2a, whose product is annotated as TAO kinase 2a. Gene Ontology annotation, molecular function: ATP binding; protein kinase activity. The record is from RefSeq and is a predicted model, not a curated record. The coding region runs from base 460 to 3855 and encodes 1131 amino acids. The transcript has 20 exons. Lineage: Eukaryota; Metazoa; Chordata; Actinopteri; Syngnathiformes; Syngnathidae. Gene Ontology annotation, biological process: protein phosphorylation.
GUCCCGCCCCAUCUGUCUGUGCCAUCUUGAACAAAAACGGUGGCUGAAACAAGGCCAAGAGAAAGAUGUGGCUCAUUUUUAAAUACACUUUUAAAGGCUAAUUCUCCGAUCUUAGUUGGGACUGGCCAUCAGACCCGGAAGCGAAGCUUCGUGGACAAACACCAGCCACACCCCGCACAGCAGCUAACGUUGGCUUCCAAGCUAACGAGGCUAGCCUAGCCGUGUAGCGGAUGCUAGCAGCCGAGGAGAGAGCCAACGGGCGCGUUUCAAGCAGCCGGCGGGCCCUGUCGUAGCACACUUUGGCCUCCUUCGUUGUGCUGGUGAACUCGGGAGGAACUUAGGAGGAGAUGAGCAAACGUGUUGAUGUGCUGCUGCUAUGAGGAUACAGGCUCGUUAGCUCGACUGCUAGCGGUUGUUUUUCGUUCCAGAGCGGAACCACAAUAAGCCGCGGCCCUGGCCAUGCCCUCGAGCGCACGGGCGGGCAAUCUGAAGGACCCGGACGUGGCGGAACUCUUCUGCAGAGACGACCCAGAGAAGCUGUUUGCUGACCUCAGGGAGAUCGGCCAUGGCAGCUUUGGAGCCGUCUACUUUGCCCGAGACGUGCGCAACAAUGAAGUGGUGGCCAUCAAGAAGAUGUCGUACAGCGGCAAGCAGACAAACGAGAAAUGGCAGGACAUCAUCAAGGAAGUGAAGUUCCUGCAGAAGCUUCGCCAUCCAAACACCAUAGAGUAUCGGGGAUGUUACCUGAAGGAGCACACAGCAUGGCUGGUGAUGGAGUACUGCCUCGGCUCCGCCUCCGAUCUCCUUGAAGUCCAUAAAAAGCCACUGCAGGAGGUUGAGAUUGCUGCUAUUACCCACGGUGCACUGCAGGGACUGGCGUAUCUUCACUCCCACAACAUGAUCCACAGGGACGUGAAAGCCGGCAACAUUCUGCUGACGGAGCCCGGUCAGGUAAAACUGGGUGACUUUGGCUCCGCCUCCAUCGUGGCCCCGGCCAAUUCUUUUGUGGGGACGCCUUACUGGAUGGCUCCAGAGGUGAUCCUGGCCAUGGAUGAGGGUCAGUACGAUGGAAAAGUGGAUGUGUGGUCACUGGGGAUUACCUGCAUCGAGCUGGCGGAGAGGAAGCCCCCCCUGUUCAACAUGAACGCAAUGAGUGCCUUAUACCACAUCGCUCAGAAUGAAAGCCCCAUCCUGCAGUCCAACCACUGGUCUGACUCCUUCCGCAACUUUGUGGACUCGUGUCUGCAAAAGAUUCCCCAGGACCGGCCCACGUCGGACGUGCUGCUCAAUCAUCGCUUCCUGUGUCGUGAGCGCCCAUUGACGGUGGUCAUGGACCUGAUCGCUCGCACCAAGGAUGCUGUACGAGAGCUGGACAACCUGCAGUACCGCAAGAUGAAGAAGAUCCUCUUCCAGGAGACCCAGCAGAACGGCCCCGUGUCUGAGGGAGGAGAGGAUGAGGAGGAGGCGGAGCAGUACCUGUUGAGGACAGGCACGGUUAACAGCAUGGAGAGCUCCCAGUCUGUGCCCAGCAUGUCCAUCUCUGCCAGCUCCCAGAGCAGCUCCGUCAACAGCCUGGCUGACGCCUCAGACGACAGCAGCGGCGAGAUGGCCAUGAUGCAGGAGGGCGAGCACACGGUCACGUCCAACAGCUCCAUUAUCCACCGACCCACGGCUCAGGACAACAUCUACGAUGACCCUUACCAACCAGAGCUUGAGCAGCCACAGGCGCCCUCUGCUGGCCGCCGCCGAGCCUACUAUCGCAAUCGUGACCACUUUGCCACCAUCAGAACCGCCUCAUUGGUGACGCGGCAGAUUCAGGAGCACGAGCAGGGCUCGGCGCUGCGGGAGCAGAUGUCUGGAUACAAGCGCAUGAGGCGGCAGCACCAGAAGCAGCUGAUGGGCCUGGAGAACAAGCUGAAGGCAGAAAUGGACGAGCAUCAGCUCAAGUUGGACAAGGAGCUGGAGAACCAGAGGAACAGCUUCUCCUCGGAAGCCGACAAGUUGGUCAAGAAGCACCAGGCCAUCUUGGAAAAAGAGACAAAAGCUGCUCUGGCAGAAGAGAAGAAGUUCCAGCAGCAUAUUUUGGGCCAACAGAAGAAAGAACUGACCAGUUUGCUGGAGUCACAGAAGCGUCAGUAUCGUCAGCGCAAGGAGCAGCUUAAAGAGGAGCUCAAUGAGAACCAGUCCACUCCCAAGCGGGAGAAGCAGGAGUGGCUGAUCCGACAGAAGGAGUGUCUGCAGCAGAUGCAGGCGGAGGAGGAGGCCAGUCUGCUGCGCAGGCAGAGACAGUACUACGAACUGCAGUGUCGCCAGUACAAGAGGAAGAUGUUGCUGGCUCGCCACAACUUGGAGCAGGAUUUACUCCGUGAGGAUCUGAACAAGAAGCAGACCCAGAAGGAUCUGGAGUGUGCCAUGUUGCUGCGCCAUCACGAGUCCACUCAAGAAUUGGAGUUCAGGCAGCUCGGCACGGUGCAACGGACCCGAGUCGAGCUGAUCCGAACGCAGCACCAGACGGAGCUGACCAACCAGAUGGAGUACAACAAGCGGCGAGAACAAGAACUUCGACAGAAACACACCGUGGAGGUCCGGCAGCAGCCCAAAAGCCUGAAGUCCAAAGAGCUGCAGAUCAAGCGGCAGUUCCAGGAGACCUGCAAGAUCCAGACCCGUCAAUACAAAGCCUUACGGAACCACCUCCUGGAGAGCACACCCAAGUCCGACCACAAGGCUGUCCUGAAACGCGUGAAGGAGGAGCAAACGCGUAAGCUGGCCAUCUUGGCCGAGCAGUACGACCACUCCAUCAACGACAUGCUGUCCACACAGGCUGUGAGUAAGCUGCGACUGGACGAGACCCAGGAGGCAGAGUACCAGGUUCUGCACAUGCAGCUGCAGCAGGAGCUGGAGCUGCUCAACGCUUACCAGAGCAAGAUCAAGAUCCACACCGACACGCAGCACGAGCGCGAGAUCAAAGACCUGGAGCAGCGGGUGUCCAUACGCCGCGCCCUGCUGGAACAACGGAUUGAGGAGGAGAUGCUAUCCCUGCAGAACGAACGUUCCGAGCGGAUCCGGACGCUGUUGGAGCGGCAGGCGCACGAGAUCGAGGCCUUUGACUCAGAGAGCAUGCGUCUUGGUUUCAGCAACAUGGCACUAAGCGGCAUCCCCGCUGAGGCCUUCAACCAGGGCUACCCGACACCCAGCCCCUCUUCGGGCUCCGGGGGCUGGCCCUCGCGACCCGUACCCCGCUCAGGCAGCCACUGGAGCCACAGCGUGCAGAACUCUGUGGCCACGCCGUCCUGGCGCAGUCAGAAUCACGGCGGGGGGGGCUUCGGUAGGACAGAGUCUGUGGUGUCCUCACACGGUUUCGGCAGGGACGGCGAACCCAACAAAAGCGGGAGGAGCCACUCGUCCACGCCGCAGCAGCACUAUCAGCACCACCAGAGCACCCCCCACCUUUACCGCGACGAGCGUGAGCGUGCCAGAGAAUGGGUGGGAGGGAGCGGCCAUUAUUCCCAUCAUUCCCAGGGGCACCAUCACCACCACCACCACCACCACCUCCUCUCCUCCCACGCCUCCUCACAGUCCCUGGCUCUGCUGCCACCUCCCCCUGCGCCUCCCCCUAUAUCCCUCUCCUCCUCUCCCCCCUCCUCUGCCUCCUCGUCCUCGUCGUCUCAGGGAGGCUACGGAGGCGGGGGGCUCGGGGUCAGGGGCCCCAGCCUGAUGGCCCUCAGGAACAGCCCCCAGCCUCUGCGCAGGACGGCUUCGGGAGGUCCGGGGGGCGGCGGCAGCGACGGAGGUCUAAGUCGCAGCACGUCGGUCACGUCCCACAUUUCCAACGGCUCGCACCUGUCGUACUCGUGAAGGCAACAUGGUUGCCGUGGCUAGUUGCUCAAUCCUCUGCCACAACUUUCCAGAAUUUGAACAAGUCAUUGGCAGUUCCUGUGGCACUAAACAAACUUGGAGAUUAUGUUGUCGGAGCCUCGCACUCGUGCACAAACUGUCACGUCAGAUGGCGCUUCCUCUCAGCUAGCUAGCGGUGCUUUUAAACCACUCCCACUUUGUACAUAGUGCUCCUUUUCCAGACACUCCUUCCUUCACCACACCGACAUUUUGGGAAAUGGCCACUUCGCUGAGAUUAGUUUAGUUUAGUUUAUCUUAGCAUAGCACACAGUUAGCAUAGAGCUGCAUUCAAAGCCUCCCAGUUACUCCAACAUGCCGUUAGCCCAGCUUAGCUCAUUGCGCCAAGUUUUCAUUAGCUUAGCAUGCUGUCGCCACUGUCCCCCCCCCCAUUUAUUCAUUUCAAAAAGUUAUUUUUAUAACUGACUUUUAACAUUUUUUAUGUGUGAAGGGAAUCCUCGCUAGAAAGGACUUUAUGUGUCACGUUACCAUGACGAUGUCUAGAAGGCCUCCUGGUAAAUUUGAUUCCUGGUAAAUCUCCCAAAAUGUCCCGUGCUGCUUUUAAAGGCCGCGCGUGCACGUAGCUGGUGAGCUACCGUGCACGUGGUGUAUUUAUAGAAAAAGCUUCUAAAUGUGAACCCCGCAAGUGUACAUAGCCGCACUAACUCAAACUUAGUAAAAGUAAGGAUUCUUUUGUCAUGUGAUCUGAAGAAAACUAGAUGCUCUCAUUAUCGCUACUACUGUAAUAUUUAUGUUUUGAAAAAUGUGACUGCCAAGCUGGACCACUAGGUGGAGAAUAAGCGCAGUGCGGCGUUACUGUGAUGGACAAACAGCAACUACAUUUCCCAACAUUCCUGUCUUCUACUUUUUCUUGUACUUGUGUCAGUAUUACAAUACUUUGGUGCCAUGCUCAACUUGGUUUUCUUUUUGUGGACAAACACCUCAUUUUAGCUUGCAAAGUCCGGGUAGAACUUCAGAACCACCAGGCCGCUUUCCUCAGGCCGUGGCAGGAAGCUGACAUGUUUUGUUGUCACGUCUACCUCAUUUGCACAUUCUCAGACCUUGUGGAGACUAUUUAGCUACAAGUGUUUCAUUUCAGGAAAGAACAUGAAGCGUUUGUGUGUGCUUGAACGCUUUAAAGGCUUUCCGCCAGGUGUUAUAGCAGCGCCUCCACGUCAAGAUUAUUUUUCUAGUGUUUCAAGAGCAAGAAAGCGGAUGAUUUGUGGUGGGAAGCCUGCAGGUGAAUGUCUCACACUUUGAAGGAGUCAACUUGAUGCUUUUCUCUUUCCUCCGUGAAAGUGACAACAUAGGAAAAAGAAAGUUGUACAGAAGUGUAACAAAAUACUUUUGGAAGAAUAAAAAGCAGUACAUUGUGUCAUUGUUCUAUUAUUGCACACUUGAAAUCACAAAAUAACAUUUGCACAAUGUAACUAAUUCAUUUUAUUUUCUUAAUAAAAUAUAUAUAUGUAUGUGAAGAAAAUAGAUUGAUGGUUC